Messenger RNA from Dentiscutata erythropus, 142 nucleotides. Lineage: Eukaryota; Fungi; Glomeromycota; Glomeromycetes; Diversisporales; Gigasporaceae. The record is from the annotation of a GenBank genome assembly.
CCAAAUAACACAACAUGGUGAAGAUGCAUCCGUAGAUGAUGAUGUCAUUGCAACUGCGAUUCCUAAAUUAAGAAAAUUAUUAGCUAAAUUUGAGUUAAAAGAUGUUUACAAUAUGGAUGAAACAGGAUUGUUUUAUUGGUAA